Synchiropus splendidus (mandarinfish) is the source of this 2908-nucleotide messenger RNA. Its product is annotated as neuronal acetylcholine receptor subunit non-alpha-2-like. The transcript has 6 exons. The record is from RefSeq and is a predicted model, not a curated record. Gene Ontology annotation, biological process: signal transduction; regulation of membrane potential; nervous system process. Lineage: Eukaryota; Metazoa; Chordata; Actinopteri; Syngnathiformes; Callionymidae. Gene Ontology annotation, molecular function: transmembrane signaling receptor activity; acetylcholine-gated monoatomic cation-selective channel activity. Gene Ontology annotation, cellular component: synapse; postsynaptic membrane; neuron projection. The coding region runs from base 142 to 1608 and encodes 488 amino acids.
CGCCCCGACACCUGCCCUUCGUCCUCCGACAGACCGACCUCCCUCUUCUGUUUACAUGGUGAAGGUCCCGGAGCUGAUGGAGACCCCGCUCCUCUCACGCUGAACUGACGUCCGUGACCAGGUUCACAGCUGCGGGACACCAUGGAGAAGUUGACCGUCCUCCUGCUGCUCUUCUCGGCAUCCUGCUCACCCAGCCUCGCCGCCAUCGACGCUUCAAGUGAGUUUGUGUCCUUGGCGGAGAUGGAGGACGCUCUGUUGAAGAAUCUCUUCCAAGGAUACCAGCGCUGGGUCCGACCCAUCCAACGUGCCAAUGAUACAAUCAGGGUGCGCUUUGGACUGAAAAUAUCCCAGCUGGUGGACGUGGAUGAGAAGAAUCAGCUGAUGACGACAAACGUUUGGCUUCGUCAGGAGUGGAUUGACAACAAGCUAAAGUGGAAUCCAGAAAAAUAUGGAGGAAUCACUUCAAUCCGAGUUCCAUCUGAAAAUAUUUGGUUGCCAGACAUUGUCCUCUAUGAGAACGCUGACGGCAGAUUUGAAGGCUCCAUCAUGACCAAAGCCAUUGUCAAGUACAAUGGCGCCAUCACCUGGACGCCGCCUGCCAGUUACAAAUCCGCUUGCACCAUGGACGUGACUUUCUUCCCUUUCGAUCGCCAGAACUGCUCUAUGAAGUUCGGAUCUUGGACCUAUGACGGCCACAUGGUGGACCUGGUUCUGAUGGACAACCAGGUGGACCGCAAGGACUUCUUUGAUAACGGGGAGUGGGAGAUCCUCAGCGCCACCGGCGCCAAGGGCAACCGUAAAGACGGAUUGUACUCAUACCCGUUUAUCACGUAUUCUUUUAUAUUGAAGAGGCUGCCGCUGUUCUACACUCUCUUCCUUAUCAUCCCGUGUUUGGGUCUGUCCUUCCUGACGGUCCUGGUCUUCUACCUUCCAUCAGAUGAAGGGGAAAAGCUUUCACUGUCCACUUCCGUUCUGGUGUCGCUCACUGUGUUCCUCUUGGUCAUUGAAGAGAUCAUCCCCUCUUCCUCGAAAGUCAUUCCACUUAUUGGAGAGUACCUGCUCUUCAUUAUGAUAUUCGUCACUCUGUCCAUCAUCGUCACUGUCUUUGUCAUCAACGUCCACCACCGCUCCUCAGCCACGUACCACCCCAUGUCACCGUGGGUGAGAAAUCUCUUCCUGCAGAGGCUGCCUAAGAUGCUGUGUAUGAGGGGUCACACCGACCGCUACCACUAUCCGGAGCUCGCUCCGGACAGUCCCGAGAUAAAGUCACGCUCUGGAGCUCGACGAGGUCAGAGAGGAAACGCUGGACAGACCGACGGCAAAGAGGACGAAGCUUGGGCCACCAUGCUGGAGAAGGCCAUCUAUUCAGUGAGAUACAUCAGCAGACAUAUUCGCAAGGAGCACUUCAUCAGAGAGGUGGUGCAGGAUUGGAAGUUUGUGGCUCAGGUGCUGGACAGGAUCUUCUUGUGGGCCUUCCUCACCGUGUCAAUACUGGGGACGAUCCUCAUCUUCACCCCUGCCAUACACAUGUUCCUCAAAGUCGCUCCUCCAACUCCAAGCGAGGAGCCGGCUUCCGGCCCACAACUUUCACAGGCUGGUAACUUGUGAUCCACAUUCACUGCAGAUGUAGCUGACAAACCACCAUCUGACACCAAUGAUGUGGCCCAAGAACAAGGAUCCAAAGAUUUUCCCUUUCCCUGGGUUUAAGUUUGGUUAAGUGACCUCGCUAGGAUGAGUGAGAGGUUGUGGAAAAGUCAAUGAAAUGUCCCCACAAAGAUAGCAGUACAGUGUGAGUGUGUGCUACAAAACUCGGGUUGAUAUUUUAAUGGGACUAAGCACUCCAUGAUUGUGUUCAAAAUCCAGUCUUAGAUAUCCACGUAAAUAUAAGAUUAUGAUAUGUAAAUUUAAAUUUCAAGCAAACACUCUGUAAGUUUAUGAGAUUUAAAAUCAAUAAAGAACUAAAUCCACCAACAAGCAUUUAUUUAUCAUUCAAAAAAGAAAGUAACCUAAUAGUUUUCACUAAAACAGGCACACCAUCGUCACUUGGCUGUAAAAGCACUUCAAAUUAUCGGCCACAAUUUCAUUUUCCAUGUUGAAUAAUGGAACACUUACGAGUAAAAACAAGAAACUCAUUAUGAUUUAAUGCAUUUAUUGAAAGUAUAAGGCAAAAAAGACCAGUUCAUAUAAAGUCGCUCAGUAAAAGAACUCUAUUUUGCAAGAAAGAGAAAAUAAUUGUCGAAGAUAGAUGGUGAUGGGUCGAUGAGGUUUCAUGAAGCGGUGUCCAAGAGAGGCCACUAGGUGGCGCUGUCUGCCAUAUGAUCUUUGGUUUAUGAAACCUUGUUUGAAACAACUGUUUCAAGGAACCUCAUCAACCCGUCACUUGUGUACGGCCUUCAGCUUUUGAUUUCUAUACUCAGAAAUGAAUGGCAUUGAUCGAUAGUUGAUUUUAUUCACGCCCCCCAGUGUGGCUGUCCAGGUGAGCUCGGGCCUGGCGAAGCAUCUCCAUGUACAUCCUGUUGUUCUCGCUGCAAAACAAAAAGAAACAUUCAUAGUCUGAAUCACUAUGGUUAAACAAUACGGUCAGUUUUGUUUCUCCCUCGGUCACACUUUUUGCUGUUGGUGAAGUCUGCAAUGGUCAGUAGCACUCAAGAGAAGUGACACUCUCUCACUGUUUGCUUUCUUCUAGGAUGAGUCAGGUCGAUAUCCACCAAUAUAUCCACCAUAAUGUAAUGGUUUAGUCAUGUCAUAAAUAAUCAUAUUAGGUUUCUUUUUGGAAUAUUGCCUUCUAUUCAAACACCUAUGUCAGACACACUCCAAUGUUGAUGCAAAUGAUGUUUUGAAAAAUAUAAAUGAAUCAGUAAAAUUAUUUAAAAGGCAUUUUGUGUUGCAUUUCCUGUGGUAUUGAAUA